This is a messenger RNA of Plutella xylostella (diamondback moth), 2270 nucleotides long. RefSeq lists its product as uncharacterized. The record is from RefSeq and is a predicted model, not a curated record. Lineage: Eukaryota; Metazoa; Arthropoda; Insecta; Lepidoptera; Plutellidae. Gene Ontology annotation, biological process: regulation of transcription by RNA polymerase II. Gene Ontology annotation, cellular component: nucleus. Gene Ontology annotation, molecular function: zinc ion binding; DNA-binding transcription factor activity, RNA polymerase II-specific; sequence-specific DNA binding.
UCAAAACAAAAACAUUUUCUUCCCGAAAGUCGCGAAAAGUUUGCUUUGCUUUGAUUUCGAUGUAGAGUUUAGUGUAAAAGAGGAGAAAGAACUCAAAACCUCUAUAAUAUGGGUUUCGGAAAUGUGUGUAUAGCUUGCUUAGCUACUGAUGUGAAGAUGUACAAUUUAAAUAAAUUAUUCCGUAGUGUUUACUCAAAUCUGACUGGUAUUACGAGCAUUGAUGAUACAUACUACAUCUGUUAUGUAUGUACACAUGUGCUUUUAAAAAUUGAACAAUUUCGAUCUCUAUGUCUCAGAGCUUAUGAAACUCUCACAAGAACAGAGCAUGCACAUGACAGGACCACCUGGCACCAUGAACCCAGGUUGAAGCUGACAGAAACAAAAGUUUUGUAUUUCGGACCUGAUCAAAUUGUGUUGUCAGACACUGAUGCUGAUGAUAAUGAUGUUAAAGAAGCCAAACUAUUUCAUUCAGGUUUAAUACAUGCUAUAAAAUGUGAUACUAAAGCCCAAGUUCACACUUAUGAUACAGUUCUGAAGUCAGAAAGAAAUAAUAUACAUUCAAAUCCAUUAAACAUAAAACCGGGUGCUGUCUUUAUUGAACCUGGCAUUAGAGAACUGAAAGAAGAAUUUGAAAGUGAUUUCAACCAUUCAGAGCUUGCUGAUAGAUUUGCAUGUGACAUCCAAACUCAAGAGUCUCAAGAUACAGUCAAUAUUGAAGACAAGACAAAGUUGAAAUCUGUCAAGAAAGAGGGUAAAUCCAAACCAGCAAGGAAAAUACAAAUAAAAGUGUCCCAGAAAAAGAAUUUGAACAAAAAGACUUUGUUUAGUAAUAAGCAAAUCUCUGAAACUAUGACCAUUGCUGUACAGAGCCCAGUAGAUGCCAAAAGGGAAAUUGAGAUGAGAAGGCAGUCUCAUAAAUACGAUACGUCUAAUUUUAAGUGUAACCUUUGUUUUAAAGUAUUCAACCAUCAGAGGACACUUAGCAAUCAUAUGAAGAAACAUAAUAAUGAUUUUGUGCAUGAAUGUGACUAUUGCCAUAUCAAAGCGAAGACCCGAAUAAUGAUGAAGGAACAUAUAUUACGGACUCACAUGUACAAGUUCACAUGCAAGAGAUGUCCGUAUGUGUGUUCUGCAAGAGUUCAAGCAAAGUCUCACAUAAAGCAACACAAAGGUGUCACACUGGUGUGUAAAAUAUGUGAAAAAACAUUUAGAUUUUCCCACACUCUUGCAGUGCACAUGCGCUCCAGUCACAUCUCAGAGCUGAGUGAGGUCGUGUGUGAAAUGUGCGGAGAUGUAUUCAUAUCUAAAAAUGGGUUGAAUGGGCACAUGAGCUUGUCGCAUUCAUUCGAGAGCUUGCCCCGGUCGGGCCCGGCGUGCACCCCGUGCGGCGCGCGCUUCUGCAGCGACGCCGCCUACCGGAGGCACCUCGUGCUGUCCACCAAGCACCACGUCAGCAACGGUUGUUCUCGAUGCGGCGACACGUUUCAGAAUGACAAAGCUCUGAGGAAGCACGUGAAGGAAGCUCACCCCGAGUCUACUGAUCGGCCGCCGCGGUCGCUUCUGCGCAUGCCUAUUGAGUGGCCCGUGCCUUGCCCUGAGUGUUCUGUGGUACAAAACGAUCGCGUGGAGUACAAGCAGCACAUACUGGCAGUGCACCCCGACAGCGCUCGGGCGAAGAAAAUACAAUACAAUGACAAAAGACUGGCUGCCAAAAAGUUUGUGUGUGAAGUGUGCGGUUUAGGAUUUCCGCUCGCGUGCUACCUCUCCUACCACAUGUGUACCCACACGGGUCAUCGCCCGCACGCCUGCGACCACUGUUCACUAUCCUUCGCGUCGCCGGCCGAGCUCAGAGUGCACGAGAGAGUUCACCAGCCGCGCCAGGCGUGCCCCGACUGUGGGAGGAGCUUUAAACAUUCGUACACGCUGAAGAAACAUCGACGGGUGGUCCACCUAAAGAUCCUCCCACACAACUGCUCCCAAUGCGACAAGAAGUUCCACGACCGCUGCGCGCUGAAGUACCACAUGAGACACGUGCACGAGAAGGUGCCGUGGCCCACCAUCAACAGGAAGACUCGACUUCCCCGCAAAGACGGCGGCAAGAGACCAAGGAGGGAGUAUCACGAUAGUGGAGACAGCUCUACUAAUUAAUAUGUUUAUACUUGUCCAGUGUCCAGACGACCGAAUGGCGUAGAGACGACCGAAUGGCGUAGUGGUUAGUGACCCUGACUACUGAGCCGAAGGACCCGGGUUCGAUUCCCGGCUGGGGCAGA